AUGGCAAGGGAGGCAGUGAAGGUGGGAAGCUGUGGUACCGCACACCCCUCAAAAAGACGAGGAGGAGGUGCUGAGGAGGCAGAGGCAACUGCGAGGAGGCGGUGCGCUGGUGUGGUGCGCUGGCGUGGCGCGCUGGCGUGGCGCGCUGGCGUGCGCGCUGGCGUGCGCGCUGGCGUGCGCGCUGGCGUGCGCGCUGGCGUGCGCGCUGGCGUGGCGCGCUGGCGUGCGCGCUGGCGUGGCGCGCUGGCGUGCGCGCUGGCGUGGCGCGCUGGCGUGCGCGCUGGCGUGCGCGCUGGCGUGCGCGCUGGCAUGGGCGCUGGCGUGGCGCGCUGGCGUGCGCGCUGGCGUGCGCGCUGGCGUGGCGCGCUGGCGUGCGCGCUGGCGUGGCGCGCUGGCGUGCGCGCUGGCGUGCGCGCUGGCGUGCGCGCUGGCGUGGCGCGCUGGCGUGCGCGCUGGCGUGGCGCGCUGGCGUGCGCGCUGGCGUGCGCGCUGGCGUGGCGCGCUGGCGUGCGCGCUGGCGUGGCGCGCUGGCGUGCGCGCUGGCGUGGCGCGCUGGCGUGCGCGCUGGCGUGCGCGCUGGCGUGGCGCGCUGGCGGGCCUGCUGGCUAA
Molecule: messenger RNA, 609 nt
Organism: Closterium sp. Yama58-4
Lineage: Eukaryota; Viridiplantae; Streptophyta; Zygnematophyceae; Desmidiales; Closteriaceae
Source: the annotation of a GenBank genome assembly